This is a messenger RNA of Penicilliopsis zonata CBS 506.65, 411 nucleotides long. RefSeq lists its product as hypothetical. Gene Ontology annotation, biological process: DNA-templated transcription. NCBI's taxonomy places the organism in Eukaryota, Fungi, Ascomycota, Eurotiomycetes, Eurotiales, Aspergillaceae. Gene Ontology annotation, molecular function: DNA-directed RNA polymerase activity; DNA binding; protein dimerization activity. The record is from RefSeq and is a predicted model, not a curated record. Bases 1 to 411 code for a protein of 136 amino acids. Gene Ontology annotation, cellular component: RNA polymerase III complex; RNA polymerase I complex. The transcript is spliced from 4 exons.
AUGCCUUCGUCCGUCCAAGACCCCGACCACGACCAGUCCAUGGUGGACGCUCAGCAAGAGACCGCACAGCCCGAUUACCCAGAGCUGGAAGAGAAGCGAAUCCUAGUGCUCCCCGGCGCCACCGAGACGGCCGCUUCAUUCCAAUUUGAAGGAGAGGGGCAUACACUAGGUAACGCGCUGCGAUACGCCAUCAUGAAGAACCCUGAUGUCGAGUUCUGCGGGUACACCAUCCCCCACCCGUCUGAAUCGAAGAUGAACCUCCGCAUCCAGACAUAUGAUACUACCACUGCAGUCGAGGCGCUGGAAAAGGGCCUUGACUCGCUCAUGGAUCUGUGCGAUGUUGUGACGGAUAAGUUCACCACGGCGCGCGAUGGGUAUAAUGCUUCCGCAGCGGAUCAGAUGACGAAUUAG